Molecule: messenger RNA, 990 nt
Organism: Cetraspora pellucida
Lineage: Eukaryota; Fungi; Glomeromycota; Glomeromycetes; Diversisporales; Gigasporaceae
Source: the annotation of a GenBank genome assembly
AUGUCUACUAACCUAACGUCUCAAAAUGUUUCAUGUCUCAAAAACCUUGCUUUAAAUAUUCUUAAGAAUGGCACCUCAGAGGUCAUUGCAAAAGGUAUUGAAGUUCCAGAACUAGAUCCAUGCUCAAAGUGUAAAGAAGAGCUUUUUUUGUACGAACUUAAAAAACCAUUUAUCAUACUCAUCUGUGAACAUAUAUUCCACUGUAGUUAUCUUGAGAAUUAUGUAAAAGAUCUUUCACAAUGCUCUGAAUGUGCAAUAAAAAUUGAAUCUAUUGAUUAUACGCAUUAUUCUGAUACUUUGGAACCUAGCUCACAGGAUUGGGCACAGAAUACCUCAAACCCAAUGCAAAUUUUACCACAAAUGGCACAAAUGAUAUCUAGUCAAAGUGGGGAUACAGUAACCUCAGAUACAACUCAUAGUUUAAAUCUCCACUUAUCAGAUUUCUUUAUUUCAGACUAUAUAAAACAGAGUCAAAAAAGACUUACCAAAGAUACUACUAAAAAUAAAUCAUCCAAUAAAAAAUCAAAGCGGAAUAAGGAAAAAGAUAAAAUAACUUCUUACCAAGUCAUAGCUACUGAAGCUGACCCACAACCUAUUGAUUUUCUAAAUUUAUAUACUAAAAUUAUCUUUGCUGAAAGUAAAAAUCAAAAACAAAGUCAGAAAGUAAUUAUUCAAUACUAUAACUUCGGGAUAGCUAUAGCAAAACACUUCAAGUUUCAUUAUGAAAAAUCUUAUAAUGUAAAUGAUGCUAAUAGUGAAGUAAAUAAAGAAAUUGAAAAACAACUUUCUGAUGGUACUCCUGAAACUACUAUCCAGAAAAGAAAAGAAAGAGCCCAAAAAAUCUUUCAUCUCUUUAGUAAGAUAGGAAUAGAUAAAAUAGUGUGGGUAAAUUCUUUUUCUGCAUUGAUAAUUUCUAAAUUAACUGUAAAUCAAAUUAAUCAUAUAAUAUCUCAAAUUCUGGAUAAAACCCCAACAGAAUCAUUCGUAUAA